AUGCCAAUCGGAUUCAAUUGCCUCACGGAAGAAGGUCAGCAGGCCUUAGAAGAUGGAAAAGGAGGAUCUGUUAUCCAUAAAGAUAACGAGAUAGAAUUCAUCUACAAUAAGCUUAAUUUGGGUAUGGGGAAGUUAUAUAUAUUGGAGAAAAAAUUAAUAUGGGUAUCAAACGAAAGUGAACAGGAAAAAGAAAAGAAAAAAAAAAAAAUCACAGAUUUUAAAGAAAUUACUACUAACCCUAGUUAUUUGAAGCAUUAUGAGAAACACCACAAUUUUUAUAUGCACCUUUUGAAUAACGUUAGUAACAUCUCUGUCGAUUCCUCAGACAUCGCUUUGCAUGCAAUUACAUCAGAUAAAAAAAUAUGCAGUAAUUCUUGUGUGUACAUACAAUUAAACUCAGAUAUUACAGGAGAGGGUGAAAAUGAAAUGAAUAGUAUUGGUGAUGAGAGAGAAGUAGGAAUGGUUCAGGAAGAAGAAUCAAAAUAUUCAGUUAUGAAUAACGGAAUUGGAGAAGAUCCCUGUAAAGGAGUGAAUAAUACGAGGGAUGAAAAUUCAUCCAAGUCAUCUCCUGAAAAACUAGGAAAACGACUGUUAACAAAGUUGGUAAAAAAGCGAAAUUUUGUGAAAAAAAAUAAUCAGAAUGUGGAUAAUGAAAGUGACCAUGAAUUAAACGGUGAGGAUAUGUCAUAUGAAGAAAUUAUAACCCCUGAGAUAAUCCUAAUUAGUAAAAAUCAUUCUAACAAUGAAAUAAUAUUUCGUCAACUAAGCAAUAUGGAGAAUUCGGAAGAUGAGGAAGACGACGAUAGCGAUGGGGUAGAGGGAGAGGAGGAAGAAGAAGAAGAAGAGGAGGGAGAGGAGGAAGAAGAAGAAGAAGAGGAGGGAGAGGAGAAGGAGGGUGAGAUGGGUUAG
Molecule: messenger RNA, 909 nt
Organism: Plasmodium gonderi
Lineage: Eukaryota; Apicomplexa; Aconoidasida; Haemosporida; Plasmodiidae
Exons: 1
Coding region: 1-909 (302 amino acids)
Biological process (GO): mRNA cis splicing, via spliceosome
Cellular component (GO): spliceosomal complex; cytosol
Source: RefSeq, a predicted model, not a curated record